Messenger RNA from Triticum turgidum subsp. durum (durum wheat), 1617 nucleotides. The record is from the annotation of a GenBank genome assembly. NCBI's taxonomy places the organism in Eukaryota, Viridiplantae, Streptophyta, Magnoliopsida, Poales, Poaceae.
AUGCUUGGACAUAUGCACAAACGCGAGACGGCGCAGAGAGCUUGGCAGCAGCGGUGGCCCAGAUGGUCUAUGCCCCCAGGUUUGAUCUGCUGUUUCCCGAAAGAGCGAGGUGGAGGCAUGACCGGCAGCGGCGACGUCGCGGUGCACAUCGAACAUCUGGCGCGCAGCCUGAUGCAGAAGCAGGAGGACGUGGCGGCGGAGGAGCAACACCGGACCAUGGUGAGCAGACACCGGGUGUCCCGUGUCCCUGCCCGUCACCGUGACAGCAACCCCGACGCCUACACGCCGUGGUUCGUUGCCAUUGGCCCGCUUCACAACCGUGAGGAUCGGCGCCUCCGCCCCGCCGAACGGCUCAAGGUGGCCUACCUCAACAGCCUCAUCUCCCGUGGUCACCCGGACCCAACGCACCACCUCGCCGUCAUCCAGGAGUACGUUCGCAUCGUCGCCGGUCGUGAGCAGGAGGCCCGGGCCAUGUACGCCAGCGAGGAGGUCGUCGAUAUUGCCACUGAUGACUUCAUCCUGAUGAUGGUGCUUGACGGCUGCUUCAUCAUCGAGCACCUCGUGAACGUCGCCACGGCCCGGGACGAGCCGUCGCUGCACGCCACGCCCUUCGGCCCAACGCAGCUCUCCGUCGACCUCAUCCUCGCAGAGAACCAGAUGCCCUUCUUCGUGCUCGUUGAUCUCAUCGCCAGCACCAAGCUGCCGGAGUUCGAGUGCAUGGGCUACCCCGCGCCAGUGCUGCUCAUGAAGCUCGUGCUGUACAACUUCGCCGGCGAGAAGGGCCGCAGCAUGAGCGAGGAGCUGCUGGCCGCCGAGGGGGUCUCCCACGUCCUGCACCUGCUCCACGAGAUGGUCACCGCGGCGCGGACCAGCUGGUGGCGUCCGAUACCUCACAUCCUGGACGGUGGCUGGGAGCAGGCGGUAAGGCGGCUGGUGCGCGGUCUACCGUCUCUGGUAUUGGCGCCUCUGCUGCGCUGGAUUGCCCCCGAGGGCCGCAGGGGGCAUGUGCGGGAGGACGUGCCGUCGGCAAGCGACAUGAAGCGGAUGCGGCUGGAGUUCAAGAAGGCGCGCGUCAGGGGCAUAACGGCGAGCGUGGCGGCCAUCGCGUCGGUGAUGGGCCCGGUCCCUUUGGUCGUGGAGCUAACGGACGGGGACUAUCUUGUGCUGCCGCAGUUGCGGCUCGAGUUCCGGACGGCGCCACUCCUGCUGAACCUGAUGGCGUUCGAGCGGUCAGCGUUGGCGUCAGCGAAGACGUUGUCCGACGUGUCGGCGUACAUGUGUUUCAUGACGAAGCUCGUACAGACGGCGGAGGACGCGGGCUUGGUUCUGGCGGCAGAGGUGGUGCAGCAGGACGGCAGCGCGGGCAACCAGAGCAUAGAGGAGGUGGUGAGGUUCUUCCGGAUGGUGGGCGCCGCGAGCGAGUUGGCGGCUGGCGGCGAACUGCUGACGUCGAGCUACCUGUGCGUGCUGGUGGAGAAGCUGAGGGAGCGGAGCCGGAGCUGGACCUACGCGGAUCGCAACUACUACACCUUCCUCGCCGAGUUCGUGGCCUUGGUCACCUUCGUCUCCGGUGUCUCAACCAUACUCCAGACCUACGCAGCCUUCAAGUACCAUUGA